AUGCUACUAAUUAAUUCGAUUUAUAUCAGAAACGGCACCGAGGAAUUUGUAGAAACUUGGCUCACUGAUGACGAAAACCAGAAAUAUUUGCGUACGCAGGCCCGGAACCGCGAUACAGAGCAGAGAGACAAGAAACGCCGUCUUUCUAUCCUUGAGGAGCAUAUCCAUGAAUAUGCGUCCUCAAAACAGCGAGAAGAAGAGCGAGCACAGAAGCGUGUAAAGCGCAAUGAGCGAAUCGAUGCUGUCGAGAUACAGAUGGAUCGAGACGAGGUAAUGAAAAUGAAAGCAACGGAACUGAAGGCGCAACUAGACAAGCUUAGGAGGAAUGAUACCCAGAUACCCAUAGAAUCAAGGAUGAGGACUAAAGCGGAAAAACUCCGGGAACUACUUCUAGCAUUAGAUAGACUUAAUACUGUACAAUAG
This is a messenger RNA of Fomitiporia mediterranea MF3/22, 423 nucleotides long. RefSeq lists its product as uncharacterized. Bases 1 to 423 code for a protein of 140 amino acids. The record is from RefSeq and is a predicted model, not a curated record. The transcript has a single exon. Lineage: Eukaryota; Fungi; Basidiomycota; Agaricomycetes; Hymenochaetales; Hymenochaetaceae.